AUGGGUUUAAAUUCUUCCAAACGCAGUCCGCGCAGUUAUGAUAUUGCACCAAUUGUAUCCGACAAGGAAUUUCGUUAUAAGAAGGCAACAAAGGCAUUACCCGAUGUUGCAGUGCCACAAGUGAUUAUUGCACCAGAAGCAGAUGAAGAUUCACAGCCGGAAAAUGAGAAAAACGUCAGAGAAGUUGUCAAUUCCGAUAAACGUACCACAAAUAUAAGCAUUCCCACGUGGAUACAUAUGAGUACCUUCCAUGAACUUUUACAACGCAUAGAAUCCGAAUUUCUAGAAAUUAUAUCCUUUCAAGUCCAACCCGCCUUGGCACCAGGAGAAAAUUAUUCCACAUUAAUGCUGAAAAUAAAAAUCACAAUAAAACUCAAGGAUAAGUCCACAAAAAAACUAUCCUUUAUGAUGAAAGUGGCCCAUGACAAUAAUGAAAUGAAGGAAUUACUGCAAAUCAAAAAUUUCUUUGAUGUUGAAAACGAGGUCUACCACAAUGUCAUACCGGAAUUGGAGCAAAUGUAUCAUCAGGCUGGUAGUGAGGUGACAUUUGGUGCCAUAGUCUAUGAAUUGCAUGACGCAGAACCCUCAUCUAAUUAUGUCCUCUUAGAAGAUUUAAGUCUGCGUGGCUAUAAAAAUGUUAAUCGCUUGCAAUGCCUAGAUAUGGAACACACUAAGGCGGUGUUACGAAAAUUAGCUACAUUUCAUGCAGCAUCAGUUUGUCGUGUCUAUCGAAAAGGACCGUAUUCUGAAACAUUUUCCCCUAAUUUAGAAAAUCCAAAGGGUCGUGAAUUUAUUUCGCAAAUGUUUAGUUCAUUUAAGAAAUCAUUUAUGGAAAAUUUGAAAUUAUAUGAUGACGGUGAAAAAUAUCAUGACAAUAUGAGUAAAUUUUUCGACAAUGUUGUAGACGAGUUCACUCUCGGUCGCCGACCAAAUCCCGCAUACUUUAACGUACUCAAUCACGGAGAUGCCUGGUGCAAUAAUAUUCUCUUCAAACACAACGCCGAUGGCCAUGUCGAGGAUGUUCUUUUUGUUGACUUUCAGAAUUCCAAUUAUGGUUCAGUGGCUCAAGAUCUAUUCUAUUUUAUAAUAUCAUCAACACAGAAAGAUAUAAAAGUGGAGCAAUUUCAUUAUUUCAUACGUUACUAUCAUCAACAUCUGGACGAAAAUCUUCGAUUACUUGGAUAUCCGAUAGAGAAAAUUCCAUCACUUUGUGAAUUGCACCGGCAGUUAAUUCACUAUGGUAGCUGGGCCACAAUUACAUCAUUCCUAACAAUGGGCAUUGUUCUGUUGGAUCCUACGGAUAAGGCGAAAUUUGAAAAUUUCAUAGGCGAACAAAAAGAGCAUUUAGAAUUUAAGAAUACGAUAUAUUCAAACCCACGUUAUGUGGAGCAUAUGAAUGAGGUAUUGCCAUGGCUAUAUCAUCGGGGUUUUAUGGAAACGAGGGAUUGUAGCAAUGAUGGUAAGGAUUUGCCAACAAGGGACUAG
This is a messenger RNA of Musca vetustissima, 1485 nucleotides long. RefSeq lists its product as uncharacterized. The transcript is spliced from 3 exons. The record is from RefSeq and is a predicted model, not a curated record. NCBI's taxonomy places the organism in Eukaryota, Metazoa, Arthropoda, Insecta, Diptera, Muscidae. The coding region runs from base 1 to 1485 and encodes 494 amino acids.